Molecule: messenger RNA, 1717 nt
Organism: Musa acuminata AAA Group (dessert banana)
Lineage: Eukaryota; Viridiplantae; Streptophyta; Magnoliopsida; Zingiberales; Musaceae
Product: PTI1-like tyrosine-protein kinase 3
Exons: 10
Coding region: 299-1420 (373 amino acids)
Biological process (GO): protein phosphorylation
Molecular function (GO): ATP binding; protein tyrosine kinase activity
Source: RefSeq, a predicted model, not a curated record
AAAAACCCAACUUUGGGAGAAUACGUAUAAAUUUUUGCGACGAAAGGUUGAGCGUGCUGCUCCGGCCUUCCUUCGCGGGUAUAAGUUCGGCUCCUCCGCCACUCGCCCUCCUCUCUCCAUCUCUUCGUUUCUUUCUUCCCACAUCUCUCGAAAACCCUAACCCUAGGGGCGGAGACGGGCUUCCUCCUCCCCUUCAGCUCCCGGAAUUCAGAUGUUUCUGUUAUUUAUCAAUCUGGACAUGGUAAUGCGGCUAAUGUAUCUGUAGGUACAUGUUCUACGUAGAAGAGGCUAUCAGAAGAUGGGUCAUAUGAGACGUUGGCUGUGCUGUUCUUGUCAUUUGGAUGAGUCUUAUCAUGCUUAUGAGAAUGAAUACAAGAAGAGCCCUACAAAUGAUACAGAUGGACCACACAGAGGUUCGAAGUAUUCUGCUGCUCCCAAAAGUGAAACUGCAAAGGCACCACCUCCUAUUGAGGUGCCUGCACUGUCUUUAGAGGAAUUGAAAGAGACGACUGACAAUUUUGGUUCAAAGUCUUUGGUUGGUGAAGGAUCAUAUGGAAGGGUGUACUUUGCAGUUCUAAACAAUGGUAAACAGAUUGCUGUAAAGAAACUUGAUACUUCAUCAGAGGACAACUCCACUGAAUUUUUGACUCAGGUCUCUAUGGUAUCGCGGUUGAAACAUGAAAACUUUGUUGAAAUUCUGGGUUAUUGUGUAGAAGGAAAUAUGCGCUUGUUGGGUUAUGAAUUUGCAACAAUGGGCUCUUUACAUGAUGUUUUGCAUGGCAGAAAGGGAGUUCAAGGUGCACAACCUGGUCCAGUGCUGGACUGGAUGCAACGUGUGAGAAUAGCUGUUGAUGCAGCAAAGGGGCUAGAAUAUCUUCAUGAGAAGGUCCGGCCAUCUAUAGUACAUCGCGAUAUUAGAUCAAGUAAUGUCCUUCUGUUCGAGGAUUUUAGAGCAAAAAUUGCAGAUUUUAACCUUUCAAAUCAGGCUCCCGAUAUGGCUGCUCGUCUUCAUUCUACUCGAGUCUUGGGAACUUUUGGUUAUCAUGCACCAGAGUAUGCUAUGACGGGCCAACUGACACAAAAGAGUGAUGUAUAUAGCUUUGGGGUUGUUCUUUUAGAGCUGCUGACUGGCAGGAAACCUGUUGAUCAUACAAUGCCCAGAGGACAGCAGAGUCUGGUUACUUGGGCGACUCCAAGAUUGAGCGAGGACAAAGUCAAACAAUGUAUAGAUCCGAGAUUGAAGGGAGAUUAUCCGUCUAAAGGGGUUGCAAAGUUGGCAGCAGUGGCAGCUCUAUGUGUGCAGUAUGAAGCUGAGUUUAGGCCCAACAUGAGCAUCGUGAUGAAAGCUCUCUCUCCUCUCCUUGUAAAUAAGCAGGUUCCCCCACCUGUGGCCGUUCCUUCAGAAACAUUAUAUGCUUGAAGGAAGGAAUGAUUUGCAGUAAAUUGGUCUCCAGUCAGCUUCUUUGGGGUCCCUUUUUCUAGUUUGUGGCCUUGCUUUACUGAUUUUUAUGAGAUUCCUGUGGAAGAUUUGUGCUGUAUAGUUGAGUGAUUCAGUUGCUAGUUUACAUAUGGCUGAGAGACAAUAUGGGAUGACCAAGUAUUACAAAAGCUGUAACAUUUGUUACUUGUACUGCUUGUUUGGUUUGCUAUUUGUUGGCCUAAAGGCUUGCUAAUACGAUGCCCUAGUGGUGAUCGAUGAUCAUGGUUUGUUGGUUUA